AUGCGGCAAGCGGGCAGAUAUCUCCCAGAAUUCCGGGAGGUUAGAGCGUCACACGAGUUCUUCGAGGUCUGCAGGACGCCGGACUUGGCAAUGGAGGUGACUUUGCAACCCAUCCGACGAUACACGGGUUUAUUGGAUGCCUCAAUCAUCUUCAGUGACAUCCUUGUCGUGCCACAGGCCAUGGGAAUGGAGGUGGAAAUGAACCCUGGUCCCCACUUCCCCGAUCCAUUAAAUACUCCGGACGAUAUCAGUAAACUCUCACCUUCAGUCGAUGUGAACAAAGAAUUGAAGUAUGUAUUCGAUGCGAUCACACAGACGCGGAAAGGACUCAACGGGGAGGUGCCGCUCAUCGGGUUCUGCGGUGCGCCGUGGACACUGUUCUCAUACAUGGUGGAAGGAGGUGGGACCAAGACGUUCCAAAAAUCAAAGACAUGGCUCUUCAAGUACCCAGAAGAGUCAAAGAAAUUGCUCCUCCGAAUUUCAGACGUUUGUGUAGACUUCCUAGUCGGGCAAGCCAAGGCUGGGGCUCAGUUACUCCAAGUCUUCGAUUCCUGGGCCGGCGAACUCUCCCCAUAUGACUUCAGCGAGUUCGCCUUACCUUCCCUCCAGGCCAUAUCCUCAGGCGUUCGCAGCAAGCUCGCGGCGGAGGGCAUUCCCGUACCUCCACUCAUCCUCUUCGCAAAGGGUGCCAACCAUGCUCUUCCUCUACUCGCCGAACAGGGUGGUUACGAUGUGCUGGGCAUCGAUUGGUGUAUUGAUCCCGUCGAGGCUCGACGAUUAGUAGGAGACAAGGUUGCACUACAAGGCAACAUGGACCCAAAUGUCCUUUACGGCGGCAAGGAUGCCAUAGAGCGUACUGUCAAAAGAAUGUGUGAAGGAUUCCGCAAAGAUCGAGGUACCAAGGGGUGGAUAUGCAACCUAGGGCAUGGCAUAACCCCCGGCGUCGACACGGAAGAUCUUCGUUGGUUUUUAGAAUGUGUACACAAAUAUUCAAGAAAUUGA
Messenger RNA from Pleurotus ostreatus (oyster mushroom), 1002 nucleotides. It is a transcript of the gene HEM12, whose product is annotated as Uroporphyrinogen decarboxylase in heme biosynthesis. Gene Ontology annotation, biological process: heme biosynthetic process. The record is from RefSeq and is a predicted model, not a curated record. The transcript is spliced from 3 exons. Gene Ontology annotation, cellular component: cytosol. Lineage: Eukaryota; Fungi; Basidiomycota; Agaricomycetes; Agaricales; Pleurotaceae. Bases 1 to 1002 code for a protein of 333 amino acids. Gene Ontology annotation, molecular function: uroporphyrinogen decarboxylase activity.